Dunckerocampus dactyliophorus (ringed pipefish) is the source of this 7564-nucleotide messenger RNA. It is a transcript of the gene bhlha9, whose product is annotated as basic helix-loop-helix family, member a9. The transcript has a single exon. Bases 6054 to 6926 code for a protein of 290 amino acids. NCBI's taxonomy places the organism in Eukaryota, Metazoa, Chordata, Actinopteri, Syngnathiformes, Syngnathidae. Gene Ontology annotation, molecular function: protein dimerization activity; RNA polymerase II transcription regulatory region sequence-specific DNA binding; DNA-binding transcription factor activity, RNA polymerase II-specific. Gene Ontology annotation, biological process: regulation of transcription by RNA polymerase II; developmental process. The record is from RefSeq and is a predicted model, not a curated record.
AUGACCAUAAAGGGCCUACCAACUCUCUCCCAAUGAUUCCGAUCCAUAAUAUGACUCAGCCACCUCCUUGCUGACUUCACAGCCUUGUUGAGAUAUGCUAUGCUGUGCAUACUCUACGUCAUCCAUCCGGACCACCCAAGGUUGCACGGCCCUCAUCAGUAAACGGGAUUGUUUGAAAAUUCAUCUUCAUGUAUUUGUUGACCCACUGCAUCCAUUUUUGCUUGUGAGUAUUGGUUAGGGGUGGCCAAAUAGAAGGUUUAUGCAUGACUGCAAGUCUCUGGAGGAUCCUACACCUCAAUGUUCAUGGGACCUCAGAGGCACCAGCAGCUUCAAAUACCUGUUUGCUGCUUUGUAAUGGCUUUUUAGCAGCUUCUCUCUUGAUUCGAUACAUUUACAUUAUGCCUUCAUCGGCACAAUCCCGGCUGCCAUUUUAAUUAGCCACAAAUUUCUUUUGAAUGUUUUCAUGCCUUGUCCAAUGCAUUGCGAUAUUUGACGCUUUUUUGUCAGCAGGGAGAUCCUUUUUCUUUCCCAUAUUGCUUGAGAUCUGUGGCAUGCGUAAUAAUGUGGAACAUCAUUUUGAAGUCGUUUUCUUUUAUUUGAAGUAAUAACAAAAUAAGGGUAUGAAACAGGAACUACGGGGUAAAAGAGAACAUAAACCAAACUAUCAUGCAGGCUAAUUCACCGCGUGACCUAUUAUAUAUUAUUUAGUUAUUAUUGCCCUGUUGUUCUUUAUUGUUAUUUAACGAAGGCAUAUAUUUUGUACGUGCUAUUGUACUGUAUCAGUCAGUGUUCACUCCUUUACUUAUUAAUUUAUUCAUUAUUACUGAAUACGCUCUCUAAAAACUCAAACUUAAUUUUACGAUUAUCCAUCUUUACCCUUCUCUUUCACUAUUAGAAAAAAUUAACGUCGUACUUUGCAAAAUAUCUCCAUUGACAACUGUAGUGCACUAAAUUGUAGUUACCAAACUAAACCACUAGACGGCAGCAAAGGCCGAUAGAUGAAAUACACAAUGCACUUGAAAGGGGCCAAUAAAGAAUGCCACAGGCCACCACAUUACUUCUUAUGUCUAUUUUUGCUGUUGUUUUAUUUUGUUUUCUCGUUUUUUUGUUAUUUAUUUAAUAUCAUUUUUUUAGAAUGUGCUGAAGGCCAAUAAAAAAUGCUACAGACCUCCAAAUUACUUUUUUUUUCUUCUAUUUUUGCUGUUUUUUAUUUUGUUUUCUUGGUUUUUCAAAUGUAUUUCAUUUUAUUUUUUUUAGAAUAUGCUGAAGGCCAAUCCAAAAAAUGCCACAGACAACCAAAUUACUUUCUUUUUCUAUUUUUGCUGUUGUUUUAUUUUGUUUUCUUGUUUUGUUUUUAAAAUAUUUAUUUUUAUUUAAACUGUAUUUAUUUAUUUAUAGAAUGUGCUGAGGGCCAAUUUAAAAAAUGCAGUGGGCCACCAAAUGACUGGUCUUUUUUCAUUUUUGCUGUUGUUUUAUUUUGUUUUGUUUUAUUUAUUUGUAUAUAUAUAUAUAUAUAUUUUUUUUUUAGCAUGUGCCUAGUGCCACGGGCCACACUUUGGACACCCCUGCCUUAGUGUUUCGGUCUGGUUAUUCUUGUUUACGUCGGCCUCUGUGCCAUUACGUUACCGAGUAACGAUGCCAAUGAUAGAUGCUGCACCAUUUUCCUUGCAGAUUACUGUUGCUCCAGCACCAUUGUCAAGCACAAGUUACCAGUGUCACCUGCAGUACCAGUAAAGGAAAUUUACAGCAAAUUGACAGGAAAUUUGAUGGGAAACUAUUUAAAUGGGAGGGCAAUGGGAGAUAGAGCAACAAAAGUAAACGGAGGGUUGACUGGUAUGCAUCAGUGUCAACUCUUAUUUAAUACUGCAUCUAACUUCACUCACGAGUACGGCUGCGAUGCUUUGUCACCGCUUCUGCAGUCGGGGGGCACCACUUUAAAUACUGUGCGCUGUGUGGGAACUAGCCUACAGACAGUUAACCUUGACCACAUGUUCCAACACUACCAACGGACCCUUUAAUGACAACCCAGCGUAAUGACUAACUUGUCUUUGGAAGGAAUGUCCAGUGAACAUAAACCUCCGCCUUUAAGAAGGACUUUUUUUCAGCCUCAUCUAAAGAUUCCAGAACUCCAGAAGUGUGCAAUCAAUGUGCAACUUUUGCAGCAAUCACUUCACUUUGCGUUUGAUAUACAGUACUCCUCCGGUAAAUACUACCCACUACAAUGAAAUGAUUCAUAUUUUGACUCAAGUUUUAAGGGCAGGGGAGGAAACUGUCAUGUCAUGUCAUGACAUCAUCAGCACCGGCGGAUCUGCAUGCUUCAUGGAAGGGCAUAAAUCAUGAGGAGAGGUUCUAUUAGCAUUCACCUUAUGGUUAAAUUAGAGGCUGCAGGACUGUCACUGACCCAAACAUUAGCGCUGUGUCUUUCUCUCCAUGGCAACCAGCUUACAUUUAUGACCUGACUGGAACAAAACGUCUCAUUAAUCACUCAUCAGCUAUUUCUAUGAAGACAGACAAAAAUGUGGACGCACAUAGUGUAUCCUUUAUCAGGGGUGGACAAAGGGGUGUCCAAAGUGCCACCAGGGGGCCAAUUGCGGCCCAUGGCUGUUUUUUUGUUGGCCCGUGGCACAUUCUAAAAAUAUAAUUUAACAACAAAAAAACAAUCUGCAGUAGUUUUAGAAGAAUAAAGUCAAAAUAUUAGGAUAAAAAAGUUGUAACUUUUAGAGAAUAUUAAUUAAUAUUUAAUAUUAUGGGGAAAAAUAAACAUUUUCGUAGCAUAAAGUUGAAAUAUUUAACAAAAAAGUAGUUAUUUGUUUUACCCACGAGCGUGGUUACAAGCGUGGUUUUGGUCACUACCCAAAGCUUAUGACCAAAGGUACGGGUAGGAACGUAGAUCGCCUGGUAAACUGAAAGCUUUGCCUUUUGGCUCAGCUCUCUCUUCACCACAAGAUCCAUGCAGAGUCCAUGUUCUAUCCUUCCCUCACUCGUGAACAAGACCCCAAGGCACUUAAACUCCUCCACUUCGGGCUAGACUUCAUCCUUUUCAGGGCAAGAAACAUGGGCUCGGACUUUAUUGUUUCGAUGAAAUUGAGCAGACAGUAAAUGGAGUUGAUUUGGGAUGUUGGGAGACAGACACGGUCUCUGUGGAGUUUAGGGUGCGUACCAGUUCGGGGAGCACAGUGAAGUCUGUUGAAUGAUCAUUACACUUUUGUGCCUCUGACUCUUUGGUGUCAGGGGCAAGACAUGCUGAUAAACCCAGCCCUAACCAGAGUGGGGUGGACACCGUCUCUUCCUAAUAAGCCCAGACUUGCCCCAGAAACGCUGCCAGUGGUCUAAAGCUUACAUCGUUUGCGGGACACCACUCCGUCAACCAGCAACGGAAUGAUGACAUGUCAUCACUUGUCAGAUCGGGAAGGGGGUCCGACUAAACCAGAGUCCGACAUGGCCCAAGCAAGUUCCUGUCAGACUCCUUUAAACACUUUGUCAUUGCCAAAUGAGCAGUUGCAUGUGAAUCUGAUAUUACAGCCUGUGAAUACACGCAGCCCAAAUAUAGCGCACGAUAUGCAAGUCUCGAAGUUCCAUGCAUCGAUGCAUCUAACCAUAGUCUGCAUAUCCUAUUAGACUUUGCAAUGGUGUGCACCAGUAAGGUUUAAUAAAUCUCCCACAAAUAGAACUUACUUAACAAAAUAAGGAGAUCGGUAUAUGGCAAAUAAAUGACAUCAACAUGGAACAGUAGAAAUUCGGUGCGAUAACCACUAACACCUUUUGGACUGAUGGAUUUUUAUUUGAGGUGUGGAAAUUCCUUACAGAAGCCAAAAACAUGCAUUAACAUACCACUGCAAAGCCAAGGUUAGUGAACCCAGACUUUACUCGCUUAUUAGCCCUAACUACCCCUUUGGAAAUAUACAUCUACGCUUGGCACACAGACCUCUAAUAACAAACGGGCUAACAACCAGUCAUUAUGGGGGCUUGAGCAGGAGAUUUACAAAUCUUAGGUUGAGUAGUAUUGGACACGUUUGAAAAUGGUUAUUCCAUCAAGGGCAAAGGGAGCUGCGUGAUAAAAUCGUAUGAUUUAUUCACGGCGGCUGAUAAUUACUGGUGUCUUGUCACCUGUCAAGAAUGAAUGGACAGAGAGUCAGUGUCUGUAGUCUACACGGUCUUUACAACGCAGCAGUAAAUCUGAAAUGUUUGUCAAGCCAUAAAUCCAUAGCAUGUGGUAAAGGCUGUGCUCUCCUUGGAGCGGAGCGGAAUUGGCUGAAUUGUUUUACUUGAAAAGGUUUGCAGAAGAUCAGCAGGGUUAUUCAAAAGGUGUGUAAGUGACUGAAAACCCAAUGGAAUGGAUCAUAGGUUGAACAGAAAACAAUAAGAAUACUUACCUACAAAAGUAAACAAUCACUCGUUCUGGCUAACAAACUUUGACCCACAACAGGUUGAUAGAUUUGAAGAUUGUCAAAAUAUUUUCUAUUGUGAUAAUUGUAAUUUUCUGUAUUCUAAACAUUGACAACACACAGGCCUGUCCAAUCGAGUAGUCUAGUCAUGAGAGUCUUAUGUGCUUGAAGGAAGAUUAUAUUAUACAGUAUGUACCUGUAGAACAAAAGUUCUAUUCAACAACACAUGGUGGCAAAAAAUAUUUUCGAUCAAAUCUUGAGGGUUUAAAUUGUGCUUUAUCCCAUUAUUCGAUUCAUUGAACACAAUUAAUCAAUAGAUUACCUGAUUACAAAAACAAUUGAUAGUUGCAGCCCUACAACUAAUUACUUCAAAGUAAUUUGCCCAACACUAAUUCAUCUUCCAGACAGAAAAGCGUUCUCACCAUCAAGAGAUGUCUUGAAGCGCCGCAACACUGGGUUGUAAUUGUUUGUGUCUAAAAGCUGCAACACAAAGAAGAGAAAAGGAAGGAAGUGGAUUUUCUCAACGACCGUCAGGUCAGCGUCUGAGGGCUUCCCCUUUAGUUAUCCAGCCUGAUGCACUGGUCCAGAAACCUAGCACAUUUUGCGAUACGUGGGACUUGUGUCAUUCAUGGAUCUGUUAUUCCACUGAAGAGAUGGAGAUGUUCGUGCAGGUAUUUGUUCCAAGACAUUUAAAUCACCUAACUACAGUAAGUCAUCAUUAAACAAUGCUAAGCACUAAAGUUCUGCACCAGUCUCCAUGUAUACAAAUGGAACCAUGUUCACGAGCAACACGUUCUGGAAGACAGAUAGCCUCAGCCAGCAGCAAUUGCAGGUUCUAAUUGUAAAGUAUUUGGCCUUGUUUUUUUCCUCUCGCUUUGAAGUUGAGGCUUUGCUCCGCUCUUGUCCUGAGGUGCUGCCCAAGCCUGAUUUAUGAGGAUGGUUUCCAGGGAAGCUACUUUAAAUUACAUGGCCCUUAAACCUGAGCGGAGAGAGACAGGGAGAGGGGUGAAUCGCCACUCUUGAGACCCCUAAUUGCAAGACAAAUCUAACCUAGGGUAGAUAAGAAGGUUCCCAGACCUGAGAAAAUGGCAAAUGUGUUGAAAAGACUGGGUCACUUGGAUAACUGUGCAAUUUGUCCUGAAGAACUCACGUUGCAGAACAAAUGCAUUCACUGCUAUUUGCAGCAUAGUAGAGAUAAAGGCCUGAAAAGGAAAACAUUUGACAAGCACUAAUUCUCAAAUAAGCCACUUGUAAUUGCUGUCAGGACUUAUAGGAGCACCCACCCCUCUAUAAAGACCCAAAAUGAAACCUGGAUUGAUAUUUCCCGAUUAUGAUGUGUUUUGUUUUGCAUGCCGGCAUAAAGUGUUGCAACUUGUAAGGGAUGUGAGGGAGAGUCAGAGGAGGAGGAGGAGGUGACAGUGCCAUUUGGCUGAAGGGCACUCAUAAACUUGGAGAGGGAGAGAGUGCACCAUUCCUUACAGGUGACUGUACCAUGUGACUUCAGGCGCUAUAAAAAGCAGGCCAACCUGUCCUGGGGUACAAGUGAUCAGCAGAGGAGUCAGGGGAGGAGAAUAGCCGGGCUGUCGGCAAAGUAGCAAACACCGACAGCCCUCAGCAUUUGCAGGGUUCUUGUUCUUACCUACAUCAAGUGCCCACUACUUCGACACAAUGAGCUGCAGCAGUGUCGCAGAAUCAGAGUUCUCAGAGGAAGAGCUGGAGCUUGGUGCCCUUGGACAAGGUGAGAGUGAGGGAAGUCCCAAGGCAUCGUUCCAGGACAGUGAGAGCUCCACUAGCAGCCCAAGCGGCCCAGAGGAGGGCCAGACCAAGAAGCGCAAUAGGCCGGUUCGCUCCAAAGCUCGACGUAUGGCAGCCAAUGUCCGUGAGAGAAAACGCAUUAUGGACUACAACCAGGCCUUCAAUGCUCUACGGGUCGCCUUGAACCACGACCUUAGCGGCAAACGGCUCUCGAAAAUCGCCACGCUGCAGAGGGCCAUCAAUCGGAUCUCUGCUCUUUCUGUGUUCCUGAGCACUAACCCUCCCAGCAAGCCCUGCACCCAUCGGGAAUGCAACAGGUCAUCGGUGGGGCCGGUGCCAAUGGCAACGUCUCGAGCCGAGCCGACAAGGGUGACCAUCCCUCAUCUGGAGCACCAGAGUUAUGCUCCCUGGCAUGCAUCCAUCUCCCAACAGAUGCAGCCACAACAGGGACCUCACUUGUACAGGCUUCCCAUGGAGCCUCACGUCUACAUGGAUAGCAGCAUCUCCUCAUGCCCCCCAUCACCGCACUACCCGUGUUAUCCCACAGAAGGACAGCUUUACGCCUCACGUGGCCACUGUGGCAGCCCUCAUGAACAUCCACCAAGCCCACUGCGAUUCUCUCAGGUGGGUGACGGGUUCGGGUUCCAGCCUGGAUUAUGGGGCUCCUGCACUCAGGGUUACAUGGACACUUUUGUGGAGCCAUCUCCAGCUUUGGGACUUCCCUGGCAGGUGAACUACCUGCAGGAUCAGGAGCACAACCUCUCUGUGGGCUCAGAAAUACUGUGAACUACUGUGAACACCAUUGAACUGUUCACUGAUCUCAGGGAAGAUUUUGGUGAUUGAUCAACUCAGUAUUACAGUCCAGACCUGAGUCAUGAAAUGUAAUUAACCAAAUAUAAAUAUGAGUGCAAUGAUCAGCUGCAGAAUGUUGCGUACGUUCUUAAAGAAUGUUUCACUAUAUUGACAUCAUUCACACAAAAUGGUGUUGUUGUCAUUCACUGAUUGCCAUACAAAAGCUGGAUUAUAUUAUGUAUGUUAUAUUUGCCAUUGAGCAAUCAAGAGCUGCAUAAGUACUUACAUGCUACACUGUUAAGAAAUGCACACAUUUCUUCCUUUUUUUGUGCAUCUUAAGGAAAUGUGAUCAUUUUAACACAUCUGCCAACAUUUUUGUACAAAUGUAUUUAUUUCCUCUUUUGUCAUACAAGUUGCAACUGUCUGUAUAUUGUUUGUAUAUUUGUAAAGUCAUUUUCUAAACUUCCAAAUCAAAUAUUCAAAUUACGUGUUGGUUAUUUGUUUCUGGUGACUUCCAUGCAUCACUUUAGUAGCACUUCCAUGUGUGCAACGUGUGCGAGAUUAUAGCCUCUGGCCAGCAGCCUCUACCAUCCACGCGUGUCAUGUCUUGUCAUGUUUUGGAGCUACAUAAA